AUCUGUCCAUUCUGCAGCCAUCAGCACACAGCAGAAGGAUAAAUCUCCUCUCAGUCAUUCCCUGUUGCUGGGGAGCCUUUGAUAGGUGGUGAGGGAGGGGAAACCAAACAUCUGGAUGUCAGCAAGACUCUUCUGAGAAGUCUGGAAGUGACAAGUGCCAUCAUUCUCCACAUCGGGGCAGCUGCGCCCCAGAUCCGUGCGGGAAAAGCGAGCAAUCCCUUGUGGGAGAGGCAAACGUGACAAGCAGCGAGAGCCCCUACAUGGAAUCGUUGCUCUGUACGCUCGUUGGUGAGCGGCGGGUUGGAGAGCAAAUGGAGUGGAGACCAUUGAAGGCAAACCGUGUACGAAGGAACCUCUUCGGCCCUGUGGACCAUGAGCAGCUGCAGCAGGACUUCCAGCACAUGCUGCGCAGCAGCAUGGAGGGAGCCCAGCAGAAGUGGAACUUUGACUUCUUACGAGACAUGCCAGCUGAGGGGCUCCUGCAGUGGGAAGAACUACAGAGCCACGAUGUCCCGGCCUUUUACCACAGUUGUGUGGUGAGUGAGGCUCGCAAGCCUUUGACGCCCUUGAACCAGGGUAUAGUCAAGGAGGUCAAGACUCACCACUUUGCCACAGUGACACUGACUGAGAACCCCAAAGUUGCCAAGAAAAUGUCAGGCAAGAAGAGCCAAGCAGGGAAGAAACGAAGACAGACAUCCUUGACAGAUUACUACUCAGCUAAGAAGCAAGUCAAAACUAACACUCAAGCUGCUGCAAAGAAUUUGGCUUUCUGAAAUGAAACACAGGAUUGAUCUGCACUAGAGAUGUUAUAAAGAGCUGCCAAGUUUAUUUGACAUUCAGAAAUUGUGUGUGCAGGCUACAAAUGCUUGAGGGCAUCACAUGGAUUGAUAUAUUCAUGAAAGAACUGAUGGAGAGUCUUAUAAACACAACAAAACUCACAUUGGAAUGAGGUUAAACUGGAAGCCCCUUUGCUAAGGGUCACUGGCCUUAAAGGUGUUGGUAAGCAAAUUUGGAAAUGUUACUGGAAUUGGCUAAUAGCAGCAACUUAACCACGUGCGUUUAAAAGAAUACUGCAUAUGAGAAAGCAGUGAACAUAAGGUUAAACAGCUGUACAAAUGUACUGCUAUGUUUGAACAAGUCCAAAUAUGAUCAAGACCAUAUGAUGUUUCCGAUUUUGUAUAUUUUACAUCUUUAAUGUACAGCUUGUUCCCUAUUUCUAAGGGUGAUGGCUUAUCCAAUCAAUAAGCUUCACCAGCUAAACUCUACAGAUCUGAUUUUUUUAAAAAAGUUCCCAACCCAGCCUACGAUUUUUAAGGUGCAAAAUUGUGAUGACACUUUUGUACCCACAACUAUUUGUGGACAUAAAUGAUGGUAUUUAUGUGGCAAAUUCUCUGCUGCUGUAAAUGGAUACAGCUGAAGUUACUUCAGCAGAGUUUUGCCCAUUUACAUCAGCAGAGAAUUUGGUCCUAUGUGUCUGUCUACUUGACUGUGUUCAAAAAUCACGGUGUUAACAUGUGACUGUUGUAAAUGUAUGUCUGCAAAUUUGCACCCAUGAAAUCAGGGAUCUUAUGUUAAAACCAUUCCCUAUAUCUGCUGGGGCAAAUAUAGCCUUCAUUUUCACCUGUGCAACUCCAUUGAGGCCAAUGCGUGUGUGAAAAUGAGAGCAAUAUUUGCCCUGUUGGCACAGUGUUUUGUAAUGCAGGUUACUAUGGAGACAUUGGGCUAGAUUCACAAAGCCUAAGUUCAGUGCCUAGGCUCCCUGUACAGUGAAUGGAGGGAGAUAGGUGCCUCAGAAUUGGAUUCACAAAAGCCAGCAGGCUUGGCAGUUCCUUGCCCAUGCUAGCCAUUGGGAGAUGCCAAAAUUAGAGGGGAGGGGGUGCUAAGCCCCACCCCUGUCAGUGAGAUGGGUGUUGAAGUCUGGGCUGCAGGGAGGUACCUCAUUUAGCUUGUGAUUCUCAGGUGCAAACCCUCUCUUGGGGUUAUCUACACUGCUUUACCAAGAUGUUGGGGGGUCGGGGGAAAACCACCCACAUAACUUUGAGCCCAGUGGUUUGGGCACUCAGAGGUGGUAGGUCCCAGUUCAAAACUCUUCCCCCCCAUAAGUGAAGGUGGGACUAGAACUGGGGGUUCCCACAUCCCAGGUAUAAGCAUCCUAACCACAGGGCUAAAACAUUGGAGGGAGGGCCUCCUCUUUGCUCACCUCCAGCCAUUUUGUGUAUGCUCGUGUAUAAGGGCCCAGUCCGUUAGGCAAGCUCUGAAGAUGCUUACCAGAUUAUGCCCUGCAGGAAAGUUAGGCAGAGGAACUCCUAUCUUUCCUUGGUUCAUGCAUCACUCUGGGGUUAAGUAUCUGGAUGUCUGGCGUGGGGCUGCAGUGUGCAUGCUCAGAGGAAGAGCCAUAGGUGUCUAGGGAAUAUUUACUGCUAAAAUGUAGGUGCGGAGUGAGUUUAGGCACCUACAGGAUUUGGUGGCAGCUGGGACUGGGAUGGUAUUUGUGAAUCCUAUUGUUGCCUGAUUCUGGGAUUUAGGUACCUAAAGUGGCAGUUAAGCACCUAAAUCCUUUUAUGAAUUUAGCCCAUUUUUUUUAUUUUUAUUUUUUAAGCCCCCAUCAUGGUGUUUCCAUUACUAUUUAGGAUUUUUGUACAAGAAGAGAAAAGGUUUAAUAGCACUAGCUCAUCCAUCCCUCUUGGCAUUGCAUGGAUUAUUAUUUCUAGGCAUUUUUGUACCACACACGCUUCCUUUCUAUUUCCCUUCUCCACUCCACCCACCAAUUUGGAUAAUUGGGUUUUAUGGCUUUUGGCAUCCAAUGUGUAAAAUGUAAAGAGAAACCUACAAAAUAUACAUGCUACAUUAUUCUUGUUCAUAUGGACUUGAGUAAGCUGCUGUGUUUCACAAACGAGUUUGGAAAGACCGCUGUGAUUUGGGCAUUUUAGAAAUUACACAAUGAUUGAGAACUGCUUUUUUGCCUAAAAUCUAAAUAUACGAAGUCUUGUACAGUAGAUUUUGUCUGGGUAUAUACAUAUUUGUGUAUGCUAUACACAUGGGAUCCAGUUUAUACAUGUUCACACAGAUAUUACAUGCAACACCAAGACAGGAUGAUUAUUUUUCCAUAGGAGCAGUGAUGUUUAGAUGUAAACAACAGUUCAUUAAAGCUACCAAAAUAUACCCAAUUUUAAUGAGAAAAGGCAGUGAAUCAAGCCUGUUACUUUAUGUGCUGAACUACGGGCUCUCAGCAUGUUGCAGGCAUAGGUGCUGAAACUAGGAGUACAGGGGGUGUUGCUGCACCCCCUGGCUUGAAGUGGUUUCUACCAUAUACAGGGUUUACAGUUUGAUUCAGUGGCUCUCAGCACCCCCACUAUACAAAUUGUUCCAGCACCCCUGGUUGCAGGGUCUAUAUUUUCAACUCCAGGCAAGUGAGAGAGUCAGGAGAAAUUAUUUCUCUUUUUUAGUCUUUGACUUGGGAACCACGGAAACAAAGGGCCCAAUCCUGCUCCUACUGAAAUCAAUGGGAGUUUUGCACAUUGGAAUCAGGAUGAGACUCCAAAUGGAAAAUAUUGUGAGUUAACUCAGUGUGUGUGUUUGUGUGCUCAGCAAUCCUGUUACAAUAGAGAUGGCAUGCUGGGAAAUAGUACGUUUUCUUACUUUUGGUGAUGAUUAAGACAAAUCUAUUUUUUUAAGUGUGUGAUUUUCUGAUUUGAAAAAAAAAUUGCACAACCUUAUGUUUUCUGUGUGUUUGUGUGUUUUUAAAAUCAGACCAACGACACUGUGUACCUUCUUGUUUUAUAGUGAUGUGCUAAGCAGCCUUAUUUUCUGAUCAGUAUGACAGGAGCUGCACAAAAAAAAGCCUAUACAUCUGUCAUGCGCAAGGUUACCAUGAUGUUGCCUUGUUUUCUUACAGGGGAAAAGGGAUACCUCUUUUAGAGGAAAAUUAUGAUAACUUGUCAGGGAUUGAGCUUGUCAAGGUGUGAGGCUGCAGGUUAGAAUUUAGCCCAUCCAAAUUUCUAACAUCUCUGCCAGUUAUGAUUGUGAAUAUUAGCUCAGAAUGUUACAGUUAAUAAAAAAAAAUCUGCUGGCAAGAUGCAGGGAUAUCUUCUGGCUUGAUAUCUAUAUAUAUUUUUAAAGUUUCUUAAUUACACAAUAUUGUAAAUGAGGGUACAGUGUACAGAAAGAAAAAGUUUUAUUUUCUUACUGCUCCACUCCAUGGUGGGUGCAGUUAGGAUGUCCUGAUACUAAGUAAUAUAGGACCAGAUGCUCAGCUAGUGUGAAUUCUUGUAGAUCACUGAACUGUGAUGGAGUUUAUACCAGCUGAGGACCUGGCCAGAGGUAUUUUGCACUAGUGCCUUGUGUUACUACAGACCAGAAGUUGAUGACAAGCAUCUAAUCAACUGCAUACAUAAGCUGCCUCCUCUCUCUGUACACAAAUUCGUAUGGGUACUGCAAUAGCAGCCCUACAGCUAUUAGCCCUACUGCUGAGAAUGACAACAGGCCUCUGAUUGGUUGCUGAGGUUUGUCAUGUAUGGAAUAGAGAACAAACCAUUUGAAAUCUUCUUUUAUUCAAUAGUUAACAUUCUGAUGGAGAGGUAUUUUAACAAGGAAACAUGGAGUCAACAUCUUUUUUUCCCCUUUUAUCUUGUAAAUUGCACUUUCCUGUCAAACACAAUUUAGAAUUUUCUUUACAGAGACAUUUCAGUAGUAAUGCCUAAUAAUAAUAGCUAGCAGCAAAAAAUAAAAUAAUUAAAUGGGCCCAAAACAUUCCCAAUCUUUAAAUGUAUGGGAAAGGAGGCAGACCCACUUGAAGUUAAGCAGUAUACUGUAGCUUUAGUAUAUGUUUAGUUCCAUUUAAGUAUACAGUGCUCUGAGUGAACUAAAUAUAAUACAGUAAUGAAGCUGUUUGAGGCAUAUUUGCUGACCAUUGACUUUGAUUGGCUGCCUGGGUGUAUGACACAGACCAACAAUCAAAUCCCCAAGUAGCACUUUUUCAUAAGGAGACGCAAGGUGCUGUGUUCUGGAACUGACAUAAAUUGGGCAUUAAAGAGGUGGUAGCAGCACUGUUUCAAGCUAUCUUAAAUGUACUUCUGAUUACACAGCAGAGGGGGAACUGCAUCAGGAAUCCAUGAUAUUUAAUUGUUUUAACCUCCACCUGUUAAUAAAUAGACAGCUAAUCCCUCUGAGCUCCCUCUCUCAGGUAUAGAUCAUUUCAUUCAAGUCCUUUGGCAGCAAUUGAGGAAAUGGGGCCACAUCAGCAAGAUAGCCAGGAAAAGUGACACUAGAUGCUUUCCGUUAUUUUCAGGCUAGAACAAAUAGAGCUUUCUUCUACAACUUCUCUGCAAACUAUCAUAGGGACCCUUCUGGAGGUCAGUAUUGUUUUUCUGGAGAACCUAUGGAUGAGUUACAGUAGACACCUAUACUCUACCAUUAGCUUUUGGAUCUUUAUUAAUGGGUGGGUGGAGGGACUUAUUUAUUCCAAAGCUUGUGAACUGCUGUGAGAAAAGUGGAUUUUCUCCAUUCAAAUGGCAAAUCUAAUGGGUCAACAAAGUUCAUUCUGAAAUUCAGAGGGUUUAUGUUAUACAAGGUACUUUCUUUCAGGUAUUAAUUUUGCUUUGCUUGGAAUGUUGUAAUACUGUAGGUUCAAUGGAUUUCAAUGUAAGAGUGUUGAUGUGUGAAGUGUUUGGUUGUCAACUGUGGAUAUUUGCAAUAUCAUAAAUAAAAACUGGUUCAUUUCUUGUGUUUUUUU
Molecule: messenger RNA, 5731 nt
Organism: Mauremys mutica (yellowpond turtle)
Lineage: Eukaryota; Metazoa; Chordata; Testudines; Geoemydidae
Product: cyclin-dependent kinase inhibitor 1-like
Exons: 3
Coding region: 261-773 (170 amino acids)
Biological process (GO): regulation of mitotic cell cycle; signal transduction by p53 class mediator
Cellular component (GO): nucleus
Molecular function (GO): cyclin-dependent protein serine/threonine kinase inhibitor activity
Source: RefSeq, a predicted model, not a curated record